This is a messenger RNA of Coccomyxa subellipsoidea C-169, 843 nucleotides long. RefSeq lists its product as hypothetical. The record is from RefSeq and is a predicted model, not a curated record. The transcript has 5 exons. Bases 1 to 843 code for a protein of 280 amino acids. Lineage: Eukaryota; Viridiplantae; Chlorophyta; Trebouxiophyceae; Coccomyxaceae.
AUGGCCCACAGGCACCACAAGACGCCAAAGAGGGAGGCCAGGAUCGUCUGUGCCGCAAAGAAAAAGAAGCAGCAGUUUGGGCGGAGUGCUAAUGCAGCGACCCCGGGAAUUUUGGACGAGGAGCUGGAGGCCGCGUACAGGCAGUUUGGAAAAGCGCUGGGCGAGACCCCCCGGGAGACCUCCCAAGUGGUGCAUGAGAAUCUCAACAUCCCGGCCGCUUCGGCGCAGGGCCGCUCAGGGACUUCUGCCAACCCAAAUGAGAGGCGGAUGAGCGAGGAGAGCUAUGCGCAGUUUGAGGCGAUGCUGGACCGCGCAAUGAAGGGCUCGGGCGACUCGCAGCCCAAAUCGCUCCUCAAGGGCAAAAACACAGUGGCGUUGCAAGCUGGGGAGAGGGAACGGAGGAAGGUCAUAAUGGAGCUGAUGGAGAGCACGCUGUACUCUGAGACAGAGUCGUUCUCAGUGGAUCUGGGCUUGGAUGUCAUCCAGCCAGCCUCCAGGAAGCCGCAGGAGGAGGUCCCGGAGCUGAUCUUGCCGCGGGGCAAAGCGGCGACGUCGGCAAAGCGGCCGGCCGCGCGCGCAGCUGCGGGGAAGCUGGAGGGAACGCCAGCGCUUGCGGGGCCGCUGCCUGUGCCAGCGCUGCAGAUGCCCAAGGGGAAGCUGCCAAGGAGGGAACCCCCCGCGACGGCAACCGUUGCCCCCCCGGCCGCGCUGCAGCCGCCACUGCCCGUGCCGGCAUUCGCCCCGAAGCCAAGUCUCGCGGCACCAAAGGUGCGCUGCUUUACUGCAUCAUGCGAUUUAAUGGGCAUGCCUGGGAGGCAUCUGAGAACUGCAACCAGCUCUUGA